This is a messenger RNA of Nelumbo nucifera (sacred lotus), 3014 nucleotides long. NCBI's taxonomy places the organism in Eukaryota, Viridiplantae, Streptophyta, Magnoliopsida, Proteales, Nelumbonaceae. The record is from RefSeq and is a predicted model, not a curated record.
GUCUCUGUCUGUCUCUGUCUCUGUCUGCAUUAAAGCGUUUGAAAAGUAUAACAAAUGUAUUUUAUAUACAAGCUGUAUGAUAUUUCCUGCAAUACCUGCAACGGUUUGCAAAUUGUGAUCUGUAACUUGUCAAAUCAAUCAACGAGCAAUGACCAGCCUUGACAAUUUUUAAUCCAUGUAGCUUAUGCACCUACAGUUCUUCACAUUCUGAAUUUUGAGGAUUUCAGUCUUUCAGAGCCAGAGCAAGCGAAUAGGCAAAUCAGAACCAAUGGCUGCCGGCUUUUAUUUUCUUAUUUCCUGCUCUGCUUUUCUCUGUUUCUUCUCUGGAACCUCCAUCGCUGCUGACUUCAUUACUCGAUCUAAAUCUAUCAGUGAUGGGCAGAGCUUAGUUUCUCAAAAUGGAAUCUUCGUAUUGGGUUUCUUCAGUCCAGGAAAAUCCAACCGCUACGUGGGGAUCUGGUACAAGAAUAUCCCAACUCAAACAGUUGUUUGGGUUGCAAACAGAGACAACCCGCUUACAGAUUCCACAGGGGUUUUAAAGAUUGACGACGAGGGAAAUAUUGCCCUUGUCAAUAAAACAAAUAGCCUCUUCUGGUCGUCGAAUUCAUCAAAAGCAGUAGCAAAAACAGAGAGUCUAAUACUACGGCUCCUAGGGUCCGGAAAUCUUGUUCUGAGCGACGGGAAAGGCGGUAACCCAGAUCAAAACUUUUUGUGGCAGAGCUUCGAUUAUCCUUGUGAUACUUUACUACCUGGAAUGAAAAUGGGAUGGGACUUGAAGACGGGACUAAAUCGGCGUCUGUCAGCGUGGAAGAGUGAAGAUGAUCCUUCUCCUGGAGAGAUUACUCAUGGGAUGGAACUUUACGCAGACCCAGAAGCAGUCAUGUGGAUUAGAUCCAGAAAACGUUACAGAAGUGGACCAUGGAAUGGGCGAGGGUUUAGUGGAGCAUCUCAUAGUAUGAAAGAUAACGCGAUGUUUACUUACCACUUUACGUUCAACGAGGAGGAGGUAUCCUUCCUGUACCAACCCAUCAAUGGCAGUAUUCUUUCGAGAACCGUCCUAGAAAUGAGCCACGACAGCGGCCAGUUUGAACGCCUCUACUGGGAUGAUCGGCAACAGAAAUGGGAAUUUUACUUUAAGCUGCCAAAAGAGUUCUGUGACGAGUAUGGCGCCUGCGGUGCAUACAGUAAUUGCGACAUGAAUGCAUCGCCAUACUGCAAGUGUUUGAAGGGGUUCAAGCCUAAAUCUCCGGCUGCUUGGAACUCAAUGAUUUGGUCCGAUGGAUGCACACACCAGACAUCCUUGGAUUGCGGCAAGGGAAAGGGGGAGGGGUUCUUAAUAGUUAAAAGUGUGAAAUUGCCGGAUGCGGAACAUACUUGGUUGAACAAGAGCAUGAAUCUUGAGGAAUGCAAGGCAGAAUGCCUGAGAAACUGUUCAUGUACUGCUUAUGCAAAUUUUGACGUUACUGAAAGAGGCAGCGGAUGUGUUCUCUGGUUCGGUGAUUUGAUCGAUAUUAAACAGUUUCCAAGUAAUGGAGGUGGACAAGAGCUCUACAUUCGAGUGGCUGCUUCAGACUUAGAUGCUUCGAGGACGGAGAAACGUUUGAUACUGGUAGUCGCCAUCACAGUAACCUUAGCGGUGCUUCUCUUGGGUUGCUGUGGCUUCUGCAUCAUCUGGAGGAAGAAGAAGACCAAAUCCAAAGAAUUAGGUAAUAUUGCUGAAAGCAUUACAGACAGAAGUCUCUUGGAUGAAAGUCAUAUGGACAAUCUCGAGCUACCUUCCUUCGAUUUUGUUACUAUAGCAACGGCUACCCACAACUUCUCAGACAAAAGCAAACUUGGAGAGGGUGGCUUUGGCCCCGUUUACAUGGGUAAGUUCCCAGACGGACAACAAAUAGCUGUGAAGAGGCUCUCCAAAACUUCGUUACAAGGACCAGAAGAGUUCAAGAACGAGGUUAUUUUAAUUUCAAAGCUUCAACACAGGAAUCUUGUUAGGCUCCUUGGUUGUUGCAUUCAUGCUGAAGAAAGGAUGCUGAUUUAUGAGUACAUGGACAACCAAAGUUUAGACCAUUUUAUAUUUGAUCAGGCGAGAAGCAAAUUAUUGAAUUGGAAAUUGCGACUCCGCAUAAUUCUGGGAAUUGCUAGAGGACUCCUUUAUCUACAUCAGGAUUCCAGGCUACGAAUCAUUCAUAGAGAUCUAAAAACAAGCAACAUUCUGUUAGAUGGCAAAAUGGAGCCAAAGAUAUCAGACUUUGGCAUGGCAAGAAUUUUUGGAGGUGAUCAAAUAGAAGCAGAAACUAACAGAGUGGUGGGGACAUUUGGUUACAUGCCCCCCGAGUAUGCCAUAGAUGGAAUCUUCUCGGUGAAAUCGGAUGUGUAUAGCUUCGGCGUUAUAGUGUUGGAGAUAAUAAGUGGAAAAAGGAACAGGGGAUUUUGUCAUCCAGAAUUUCAACUAAACCUUCUUGGGCACACAUGGUCACUAUGGAAUGAAGGCAGAGCAAUGGAGUUGAUAGAUCCGUCAAUGAGGGAUUCAUGUUGUGGGGAUGAGGUAGAGGUACUAAGAUGCAUCCAUGUGGGUCUCUUGUGUGUUCAACAGAACACGGAGGAUAGGCCGACCAUGGCGUCUGUGGUUUUGAUGUUGAGCAGCGAGUGUGCAUUGGCCAAACCUCAGCAACCUGGGUUUUUUGCACAAAGGUAUCCUGUAAUGACAGACUCAUCUUCCAGUAAACAGGAAUCUUCUAUUGCAAAUGAUUUAAGUGCUACGGUAUUAGAAGGUCGAUAGACCCUUAGUGGUCACUAUUGUGGGACAACUCCGCGAGGACACACAAGGCAAAAUUGAGCUACAUGUACCUCAUGAAUUCGUCGUUUAGUUUUACUCUCAGAUUCGUUUAUUUAUAGGAAAACCAUACUUAUUCAUCUUGUGAGGGAAUUGUAGUAGCAUCACCUGAUCUAUCUUUUAGAGGUGAAAAAUAAAAGGUAUAUAUGAAAUACAAAAUCAAGGUUUGUUUGUUGCAUCA